Molecule: messenger RNA, 765 nt
Organism: Saccoglossus kowalevskii
Lineage: Eukaryota; Metazoa; Hemichordata; Enteropneusta; Harrimaniidae
Source: RefSeq, a predicted model, not a curated record
UUGAAAUUGGAGUGGGAUGAACUACUAAGUCCUGAACUUUACGAACAAUGGAUCUUAAUUGCUGAGGAUUUAACCGCUGCUCGUGAUAAUCAAAUCAACCGGAAAUAUUUUGACAAGACUUCUCCAGGUGAUACCUAUCAAAUGCACACUUUCGCAGACGCGAGCACUUCCGCGUAUGGUGCUGUUGUGUUUCUUCGUCGCCAGCACGAAACGGCUCUUGUCAUGUCAAAGACACGAGUCGCCCCUAAAUCGGAAUUAUCUCUGCCGAAAUUGGAAUUAAUGGCUGCACUGAUCGCUACGAGACUCGGUAAACUCGUACUGAAUGCUCUAUCGGACAAAUUCAAUAUAACUGAACAUUUCCUGUGGUCCGACAGUCAAGCGACCUUGCAUUGGAUUAAUAGCAGUAAGAAGUUGCCAGUAUUUGUUCAAAAUAGAGUGCAAGAAAUACGCGACUUCACACAAGAAUAUAAAUACUGUCCAACCGUGGACAAUCCCGCGGACUUACUAACGAGAGGUAUAUCAGCUAAUGACCUCCGUUCAAACCCCAAAUGGAAUUAUGGGCCGUCAUGGUUACCAGAUCAACAAAUGUGGCCAACAUGGGAUGUAAACAAUGCUACUCAACUACAUGUCAACAUCAUGAAGGAAGAUGACGACCUCGUCAACCCGGAUACUACUUCGCCAGUCAUCAACGCACAAACCGCUCGUGAAGCGACUGAUGAAAGUGACAACGGCGUUCAACGCAUUAUUGACAUCAUCCAGCGAUGA